Messenger RNA from Arachis stenosperma, 2824 nucleotides. Its product is annotated as calmodulin-binding receptor kinase CaMRLK-like. The record is from RefSeq and is a predicted model, not a curated record. Gene Ontology annotation, molecular function: ATP binding; protein binding; protein kinase activity. Gene Ontology annotation, biological process: protein phosphorylation. Lineage: Eukaryota; Viridiplantae; Streptophyta; Magnoliopsida; Fabales; Fabaceae.
CAUCACUACCCUCUUUCUUUUCCUUUUCCCAUUCCUCUCAUCUCACUCACUCUCACUCACCAUUCCCCUGCGCCGUAUAAUAUAAUACCAUACGAGAUUAUUGAGCUUAAUUAACGAACUCAUCAUGAACCCCUUCUUUUACAGAUUCUUGAUUCUCCUUGCUCUGUUUUCUCUCGUGGAAUCUUCUUCAUCAUGCAGCAGCAACAACAACAGAGACCACGAGCUUGUCUUAAAAGCCUUCCAAUAUGUCUCUGGAUUCAAACCUUCAUGGUUCCAAACAACACGCCAACCUUCUUCUUCUUCUUCUUCCAACUGUUCGGUAGAAGAGUCAUCUCCCAUUAUUAAGAACAUAGAGCUUCCUUCAAGAAACUUAAGCGGCAAUAUCUCAUGGAGCUACCUAAAGAACAUGUCAAACCUGCAAGUUCUCGAUCUCUCCGGAAAUUCCCUGCAAGGCCAAGUAUCAAACAUGUUGUGGGCAACUCCAAACUUGUUAGUAGUAAACCUCUCCAGAAACAGGUUCGGAGGGACCAUUGCUUUCAACCAACUCACAACACGAAACGCUACCGUUUCAUCAUCGCUUCAAGUUCUGAACCUCUCACACAACAGGCUCACCAAUCAGGUUCACCUCUCCGGUUUCACAAACCUCAAAACCCUCGACCUUUCCCACAACCACCUUGGAACCUUACCUUCGGGGUUCCAGAACCUCAAAAAACUCCAACACCUCGAUCUCUCUAACUGCAACAUCGAAGGACCAGUGAAACAAGUCUCUUCCCUUCACUCACUCACCUACCUCGACCUCUCUAACAACACGUUGAAUGGAACCUUCCCUUCAGAUUUCCCUCCAUUGAACACCAUCAAGUUCCUCAACAUCUCACACAACAACUUCAUCAAAUCCACAGAACUAAGCCCAAACAAGUACAAGAAGUUCGGCCAAUCGGCGUUCAUAAACGCCGGCAACAACUUCCACUUGAACUUCAACGCAUCCAACCUCCAUUCAAAGAAGCAACACCACCAACCACCAAUGCAACCAACUAAUAACAAACACCACAGGCACAAGUCAAAACACAAAACCGUUUUGCUUGUGGCGGCAUCGUGUGCCUCAGGGGUAGUUUUGGUAUUGUCGUUGAGCGCGUGCAUGUUACGGUGUUACUGUAGGAAGAAGGAAGAGGCGAAGAGGAACAAGUGGGCCAUAUCGAAACCCGUGGCGUUGACGAGCAUCAAGAUGGAGAAAUCAGGGCCGUUCGCCUUCGAGACGGAGUCAGGGACGUCAUGGGUGGCUGACCUGAAAGAACCGUCGUCGGCCGCCGUGGUGAUGUUCGAGAAGCCGUUGAUGAGUUUGACUUUCAAGGACUUGAUGAGUGCCACGUCACACUUCGGGAAAGACUCACAACUUGCUGAGGGUAGAUGUGGGCCCGUGUACCGAGCUGUUCUACCAGGAGAUAUCCACGUGGCAAUCAAGGUUUUGGAAAACGCAAGAGACGUUGAUCACGAUGACGCUGUCAACAUCUUCGUUGACCUCUCCAGGCUGAAGCACCCUAACCUCUUGCCCCUCUCCGGUUACUGCAUUGCAGGGAAGGAGAAGCUGGUGUUGUAUGAGUUCAUGUCAAACGGGGAUUUAGGUAGGUGGUUACACGAGCUACCAACGGGUGACACCAACGUGGAAGAUUGGAGUGGUGACACGUGGGAGAUUCAAAACGGUAUCGCGUCACAUGAAAAGAUGGCUUGGCCAACACGACACCGUAUCGCCGUUGGUAUGGCGCGUGGUCUCGCAUUCCUCCACCACGCCGGAUCCAGGCCUGUCGUUCACGGCCACAUGGUAACAUCUAAUAUUUUACUCUCUGAUGACUUCGAACCACGAAUCGCUGAUUUCGGGUUGAGGAAAUUCGGGCAGGAACAGAACGCGCCGAAUUGCAGCACCGAGACUGACGUGUACUGCUUCGGUGUGGUGCUGAUGGAGCUUCUGACGGGACGGCACGGCACGGCAGAGACAGUGGUUUCGGUGAGGAAGCUUGUUAGGGAGGGCCACGGUGUUCGCGCGUUGGAUGAGAGGCUCGGAUUCGGUGACUCAGAGGCUGAGAUGGUGGAGAGCCUCCGAGUCGCGUACCUUUGCACCGCCGAGUCGCCGGCGAAGAGACCCACCAUGCAGCAGGUCUUGGGUCUUCUCAAGGACAUUCAUCCGAGUGGCGGACUCGACUGAGUCCGAUGAGUUGACUCGUCCCUGAAUCGUUGCUUUUUUCCUUUUUGGGUUUAAGGAUUUUGAAGCCCACCACGCGCUUCGUGAGCGGUUUGUGGCUUAAACUCGACGAUCCUAAAGACAAAAAAAAAAAAAAAAAAUCGACGAUCCUGGUUACUAUAGGAGGUGGCAAAAUUGGCAAUUGAGUUUUUGAAUUUUGUAGUAUUUAUUAUGAUUAUGAUAAUAAAAAUGUAUAGGAAAAUUUUCGACGUACAUCGAUACAUAAUAAUUUUUAAUUGUUGAUUUUAAUUAUAAAAAAUAGUUAAAAUUUAUCGAAAUACCAAUAUACUUGAAAGCUUUUUAAAUGUAUAUAGUGCAAAAAACAAAAAGGUUGAGGAAACCAGUUGGACAAAAUUAAGUGGGGUAGGAGGGGAAGCUUGGAAUGGUGAGAUAAGGUGUAAUGAAUGAUAAUGAAGUGGGGGAAGUGUGGUGUGUGUAGUAUUCUUCUUUUUGGGUGAGCAUGUAAGAAGGCAGAGAAUCCCACUUAUUACUUGUCUCUUCUAAUAGGGCCUUCCAUCAUUUAUUCUUUACCUUCUUUUUCUGUUUUAUUUUAUUUUUUCAUUUACUAUAUACUACUUUACUUUAAUGUUU